AUGUACGAAGGGAUUGACAACCUGAAAUCCCUUUACGACCGUGCCGGGAAGACUUUCUCCGGCGGUCCUUCUGCGGCACAGGAUGUGUCGCGUCGUACUGCUCGACCAGACCCAGUACGUCAACCAUCAAUUGGGAGCGGGGCUCCCAAGAAUCCCAGGACGGGGGAUAGCCGCGCCACCGGACGAGGUAACUCGUCCGACGUCCGUUCACGUCGCGGUGGUUCAACAGCUGCUCUACUAGAUAGCGCUGGCCACCGCGAGAGUCCUCUAAUGGAGGUGGAGGAGGAGGAAAGACGCUCUCCACACGAUCAUGUGGAUCGGUGUGUUCCCGAGAGCUUCUUUGAUCGCGUAACGCAAGGGUUACGCGACGAUCUCGAGCAUGAGCGGAAUAGGCGUCUCCAGAUGGUGGACACUGCCUCGAAGCAUCGAGCUGAGUUUGCCUUUGCUCAGCUUGAGAACGAGAGAUCUCUGACAUCUCUUCGUGACGAGCUAAGGGUAGCUCGUGGGAUUGUUGAUCGGUCUCGGGCUGAGAUAACUGCUCUUCAGACCCUUGUUGAUGCCCACCAUCGGGAGCACAAGGCUUUCUGCGAGAUGCUUGAGCGCAAGGGCGUUCUUCAUCGGAAGAAGCAGCGUACUGAUGGUACGGCUUAA
Messenger RNA from Peronospora matthiolae, 651 nucleotides. Lineage: Eukaryota; Oomycota; Peronosporomycetes; Peronosporales; Peronosporaceae. The record is from the annotation of a GenBank genome assembly.